This is a messenger RNA of Pangasianodon hypophthalmus (striped catfish), 2199 nucleotides long. RefSeq lists its product as uncharacterized. NCBI's taxonomy places the organism in Eukaryota, Metazoa, Chordata, Actinopteri, Siluriformes, Pangasiidae. Gene Ontology annotation, biological process: regulation of heart rate by cardiac conduction; cardiac muscle cell action potential involved in contraction; sodium ion transport. Gene Ontology annotation, molecular function: sodium channel regulator activity. The coding region runs from base 274 to 936 and encodes 220 amino acids. The transcript is spliced from 6 exons. Gene Ontology annotation, cellular component: voltage-gated sodium channel complex. The record is from RefSeq and is a predicted model, not a curated record.
AACUUAGCUCUGCUAAACACGAGUCGCACAGGAAGACACACACUGUCUCAAAAAACACACUGGACUGGAUUUAAAAGUCUAAAGUGGGAAAAGUUUCAGACAGAGGAGGAGAUAGACUUGUUUAGAUCAUUUACUCCGAGGAAGCUGAGGAUACGGAGACGUCGCUCUGACUGAGGAGGAAAUGUCACUGCUCAAGUGUUUACGAAACAUUUAAGACGCGACAGCUGGGAUAUUUUUAUUUAUGAAAUUUAUUUUAAAGCCGAGUUUCUCAAAAUGUCUCCGCCAAUCAGAUCACUUUGUGCUCUCGGCUUCAUUCUGAUGUUCGCGCGGUGGUGUGAUGGCAGCUGUGCCGAGGUGGACUCCAUGACGGAGGCGGUGGCGGGACAGGACUUCCUGUUAGGUUGCAUCUCCUGUAAGAGAAGGGAGGAAGUCAGCGGCGCUUCUACCGUGGACUGGCACUUUAAACCCGCCGGAGGAGACGAGUUCUUCCACAUCUUCCAUUACGAUUAUCCGACCUCCACCAUCCUGCACGAGGACUUCAAGUCUCGUCUGGAGUGGGGUGGAACUAAAGGAACGGCAGAUCUCCAGAUCGGAGCCAUUUACAUCCGGAACGUCACGUUUAACGACACCGGCACUUACACGUGCACGUUUGAGCGCUCGCUCUUCCUCGCGCUUGGUACCGAACACGUGACCAUCAAAAAAACAGUGGAGCUCACCGUCUUGGCAGAAGCGAAUCGUGAGUUGACGGCGGUGAUUUCGGAGAUCAUGAUGUACGUCAUCAUCGUUGUGCUGCAGCUGUGGCUGAUCGGGGUGCUGAUUUACUGCUACAAAAAAAUUUACGCUGAAAACGAAGCUCGCGAGGCCAGAAAAGCUCUGCAUGCAAAAAACAAACUUAUUGACUCGAAGGAGACUUGCGAUGGAGUUCACUUGGAGUAGCUGCACUUUCGGAGCGAUGAAUCCUGGACGUUUUGCUGUUCACAAGAAGAAAUAUCUUUAAAGUCUUAAACAUAAAUAAAUUUACAUUCGUAAGUUUGUUUAAAAGGAGGAAGUGAAGCAGCGUUAGCUUUUCUGACUUAGCCAGUGGCACUGAUAACAGAAUUAUAAGUUACUUACUGCUAUGCUAGUUUGUUAGGUUAAUCUACUUACUUUACUACUAGUUUGUGAGGUAACAUUUAUUUUAAAGCUAGUAUGUAAGCUAGCAUGUACGAUACUGUUAUGAUACGAUCUACUGUUAUGCUAGUUUGUACGAUAUCAUGUUUACUGUUCUGCUAGUUUAUUAGGUUAAUCUAUUUACUACUAGUUUGUGAGUUAGCAUAUUUUCCUGUUAUGCUAGUUUGUAAGUGUUAUGCUAGUUUGUAAGUUAUGUUUACUAUUAUGCUAGUUUGCUUUAUUAGUCUGUUUACUUUAAAGCAAUUUGUAAGCUAGCAUAUUUUCCUAUUAUGUUAGUUUGUAAGUUAUCAUGUUUACUGUUAUGCUAGUUUGUUGGAUUAGUCUAUUUACUACUAGUUUGUAAGUUAGUAUAUUUUCCUGUUAUGCUAGUUUGUAAGUGUUAUGCUAGUUUGUUGGGUUAGUCUAUUUAAUACUACUUUGUAAGUUAGUGUAGUUUCCUUUUAUGCUAGUUUGUAAGUUAUCAUGUUUACUGUUAUGCUAGUUUGCUGGAUUAGUCUAUUUACUUUAACACAAGUUGUAAGUUAGCAUAGUUUUCUGCUUUGCUAGUUUGUAAGUAAGCCUGUUUACUCUUAUUGAAGUUUGUUGAGUUAGUCUAUUUACUAUAAUGCUAGUUUAUAAAUUAGCCUUUUAACUGUAAUGUUAGUUUUCAAGUUAGUCUACUUACUGAUAUGUUUGUUUGUAAGUUAGCAUUUUUACUGCUAUGUUAGUUUACAGUUAUAUUAGUAAGCUAGUCUAUUUACAGAUAUGCUAAUCUGUAAAUUAGCUGAAUUAUUUUAAUGCUAGUUUAUUUAAAUGCUUGUUUGUUACUUAGGUUACUAGUGAACUAACAGAAGGAAACCUACAGAGUCCACAUUAGAUGUUUUUCGCUCAGGAAUGUUAGCGCUGUUAUAUGUAGCAUGUAGCGCAGGAUGAAAGUGUGUUUAUCUCAGAGAGUGAAAGAGAAGUGUAAGUGUUAACUAGUUUAUUAUUGUAAUUUACUGUUUUUCUGUGCUAUGUGACUAACAAUGCAAUAAAACACCGCUUUAUUCA